AUGCAGCUAGGAAAGCGUUGUCGCCGUCGUUCUGCUCAGUUCGCCGGCGUCUUCCUCGUGAAAUCGACAGAACACGCUGCAUCUGGAGAUCUUGAAUCAGCAAGAAAAAUGUUCGAUCAAAUGGGAACCAAAAGAAAUGUAACUUGCAACCAUGGAGAAAUUAGAUUAAUAGAAAACAUGGAUUUGGAGGCUAAUUCGGUAAUUUGGGCUACCAUGAUUCGACAUGGAAAUGAUGAAUUGUUUGAGUAUAUAAGUAGGAAAGUAUUUGAUAAAGAAGUUGUAAAUUAUGGAUAUUGGACAUUAAUUGCAAAUUUGAGUUCAUCAUUUGGAAGGUGGGAAGAUGCUUUGAGGUUUAGGUUGGAAAUGAGAGAGAAAGGAAUUGAAAAGAUUCCUAGUUUUAGUUUGAUUAAGAUCGGGGAUAGUGUGCCUGAAUUUGUUGGUAGAGAUCCAAAUCAUGUUUACAAGAGUGAUAUUUAUGAAAUUUUGUCGGUGUUUAAAUGA
Molecule: messenger RNA, 501 nt
Organism: Lactuca virosa
Lineage: Eukaryota; Viridiplantae; Streptophyta; Magnoliopsida; Asterales; Asteraceae
Source: the annotation of a GenBank genome assembly